UAUCACACCAGUCCACGUUGUACAAAUAAAAACCUAGUUUUAACACGUUUAUCACGUAAAAUGACAGACAAGAUAAAAGACUAAAUUAAACUUACUUGCUUACUUUACUUAUUUUAUCUUAGUAAAAUGUUUUAAGUCGUAAAAAUGUGUUUAUUAGCUGAUAUUAGAGAAAAGUCAUGUUUUUUUUAUGAACAAUAAAUUAGUUAUGAAUUUAUAGCCUCUUGUCUUACAUUUCUAAAAAAUGUUUAAUUUUUUUGCAUUUCAUUAUUGUCAAAAUAUUUGUAAACAAUAUUGAUGUCAUUUUUUAUCCAUCAUUAUAAUUUAUCGACUACUUAGAGGUAACUACUUUUUUCCAAUGUAAAUUUAUUGAUUAUUAUUCAAAAUAUCAUUCUAAAAAAAAAAGGAAUUAUGAAAAAUAAUUGAUUUUACUACUUAAUUCAUUUUAAUGGUUGAAAAAGAAGAAAUACCACUAGACUAUACUGGAGUUGUUCAAGAAGAAACAGCGCAGAUGAAUCAAAAUAGAAAUUCUUUUAUAAAAGGUGUUACCUUAUUUAUUUUAACUUUUCAAAAUGCUCUACUUGCCCUUAGUAUGCGAUAUGCACGGACAAGACCUGGUGAUAUGUUCUUUUCAUCAACAGCUGUUGUUAUGGCAGAAAUUGUUAAACUCUUUGUUUGCUUCGGAUUAGUUUAUAAGACUGAGUCAUUGUCUUGGAAACAUUUUAUAUCACAAAUUGAUAAGACCAUUGUAAAACAACCAAUGGAUACUCUUAAAGUCUGCAUUCCGUCUUUAGUUUACUUAAUUCAGAACAAUUUAUUAUAUGUGUCAACAUCAAAUUUAGAUGCUGCAACAUACCAAGUCACUUACCAAUUAAAAAUAUUUACUACUGCUGUAUUUUCUGUUUUAAUUCUUAAACGCAAACUACUUAAACAUCAAUGGGUUGCAUUAUUUGUUUUAAUUGUUGGUGUGGUUCUUGUACAGUUAAAUAAUUCAACUGAUAAAUCUACAGCAACAAGACCUAAUCAAAACAGAUUAAUAGGUAUUGGUGCAGCCUUUAUUGCAUGUUGGUUAUCUGGCUUUGCAGGGGUAUUUUUUGAAAAAAUAUUGAAAGGAGCUGAUAUAUCAAUAUGGAUGCGUAAUAUUCAAUUAAGUGUUGUUUCGAUACCUCUAGGAUUUAUUGUUUGUAUUGUAACAGACUGGACCAACAUAAGGAACCAUGGAUUUUUUUUUGGUUACGAUUGGUAUGUUGUAUACUUGAUUUGUUUACAAGCAGCUGGUGGACUUAUUGUUGCUAUGGUCGUAAAAUAUGCAGACAAUAUAUUAAAAGGAUUUGCUACUUCACUUGCAAUUAUUAUUGCUUGCGUUUUUUCAAUGUAUUUCUUUGACUUUAAAAUAAGUAUACAAUUUGUUGUAGGAGGAUUGUUAGUUAUGUCAUCAAUAUUUUUAUACAGCUACACUAAAGAAAAAAAACCACCAAAUACAAAUACUAUAUUAAAAAUAUAAAAUCAACAUUAAUUUUAAAUACUACUUAUUCAAAUCAUUUUUUACUACUUAAAACAUAUUACUAUAAAAAUAUUUUCUUUACAUUUAUUUUAUUGUUAUAUAAAUUUUAAUUGUUUAUAAAUUAAAAAGCAUGUAUCAUUAUAAUAUUUAAAUUGGUCAUUAUGU
Messenger RNA from Daktulosphaira vitifoliae (grape phylloxera), 1666 nucleotides. It is a transcript of the gene Ugalt, whose product is annotated as UDP-N-acetylglucosamine transporter. The coding region runs from base 446 to 1501 and encodes 351 amino acids. Gene Ontology annotation, molecular function: UDP-galactose transmembrane transporter activity. Gene Ontology annotation, cellular component: Golgi membrane. Lineage: Eukaryota; Metazoa; Arthropoda; Insecta; Hemiptera; Phylloxeridae. Gene Ontology annotation, biological process: pyrimidine nucleotide-sugar transmembrane transport. The record is from RefSeq and is a predicted model, not a curated record. The transcript has a single exon.